This is a messenger RNA of Rattus rattus (black rat), 613 nucleotides long. Its product is annotated as 60S ribosomal protein L37a-like. Gene Ontology annotation, biological process: translation. Lineage: Eukaryota; Metazoa; Chordata; Mammalia; Rodentia; Muridae. Gene Ontology annotation, cellular component: ribosome. The coding region runs from base 236 to 613 and encodes 125 amino acids. The record is from RefSeq and is a predicted model, not a curated record. The transcript has 2 exons. Gene Ontology annotation, molecular function: structural constituent of ribosome.
AAAAGGAAAAGCUCCGGUAACACAGACCUGUAACCCCUUGAUGUCAGGACUACAAAAUUCAGUUAGAGAAAUUAUGUCCUUAGCAAGACCCAGCACCAAUCUAUGUUUAUGCAUCAAAGUAUCCAUAAGAAAAAAAUGUACUUCGGGUUUGGGCUUCGGCCACUUGGCUAAACGCACUAAGAAGGUCAGGAUUGUGGGGAGAUACAGGACCCGCUAUGGUCCCUCCCUCUAGAAAAUGGUGAAGAAAAUUGAAAUCAGCCAGCACACCAAGUACACUUGCUCCUUCUAUGGCAAGACCAAGAUGAAGAGACGAGCUGUUGGCAUCUGGCACUGUGGUUCCUGUGGGAAAACAGUGGCCAGCGGGGCCUGGACUUACAGUACCACCUCUGCAGGCACAGUGAAGUCUGCCAUCAGAAGCCUGAGGGCCUUGAAAGACCAGGAGAAGCCCUCCCUACCAUCUGAGACCUGCCUGGCCUGCAAUAAAUGGGUUAGUUUACAGAAGAAAAAAGAAAAAGAAUCCCAACCUCGAGUGAAGUGCGGCUCAUUCGGUAACCGGGGAAACGGAGCCACUAAAACCGGACUCCUGGACUCUCCAACUUCCCAGAGUCCAUGA